Messenger RNA from Glarea lozoyensis ATCC 20868, 771 nucleotides. Its product is annotated as NAD(P)-binding Rossmann-fold containing protein. The transcript is spliced from 2 exons. The coding region runs from base 1 to 771 and encodes 256 amino acids. The record is from RefSeq and is a predicted model, not a curated record. Lineage: Eukaryota; Fungi; Ascomycota; Leotiomycetes; Helotiales; Helotiaceae.
AUGUCUACCCUCCCAACCCUAGCCUUCUUCGGCGCAACAGGCCUCUCAGCCCUAACAACCCUUACUCUCGCCCUAAAAGCAGGACAUAACUGCCGCGCCCUCGUUCGCACUCCGCAGAAACUACUCGAUCUACUCGCAUCCUCCGCCAUCCCAUCAGACCAAAUCUCCCAAAAUCUUGUGAUUAUCACAGGAGACAUCCGCGACCCCGCCGCCGUGUCUAAAACCCUCUUCUCCGCCACCGAUGAGGUCGUCGAUAUAAUCAUCAGCGGCAUAGGCUGUUACCCCGUACUCCGGGGUUUCAAAUUCGUAAACUCAGACCCAACACUCUGCGCCGACGGCAUCACCACCAUCCUCUCCGUCCUCUCCUCCCGCCCACAAAACAACAAGAAACCAUACUUAAUCACCCUAGGCACCACCGGAAUCAGCGUCCUCGGCCGCGACGUCCCAUGGCUGUUCCUCCCGCUGUAUAAAAUCCUGCUGGAAUCCGCGCAUGAGGAUAAGAAAAGCAUGGAAUCCCUUAUUACUUCCUCUUUUGUCUCUGAGAAGAAUGUGUUAGGGGGCUAUACGCUCGUACACGCGAGUCUACUUACCAAUGGCCCACUAUUAGGACGCGCAGCUGUGAGAGAGGAGACGGAGGGGAGGGAGUGGAGCGGGGAGGCGAUUGGAUAUACGAUUUCGCGGGCGGAUUUGGGGAAUUGGGUUUUUGAGGCUUGUGUGGGGGGAUGGGACGAGGUGAAGGGGGAGGGGAGGGUGGUGAGGGUUACUUAUUAG